AUGGCGGCGAUCGAUAAAGUUAAAAUUAUUGUAGUAGGUGACUCAGCUACUGGAGUUGGUAAAACAUCGCUGACACAUUUAAUAUGCCAACAGCAACCUAUCGGCAAUCCUGCUUGGACAAUAGGUUGCUCGGUGGAAGUCAAGUUGCACGAGUACAAAGAAGGUACACCGAAUCAAAGGAGAUACUUUGUCGAGCUAUGGGAUGUCGGUGGCAGUCAAAGUCACAAAAACACAAGAUCUGUAUUUUACAAUCCCACGAACGGCAUAAUAUUAGUCCACGAUUUAACAAAUCGUAAAUCACAGCAGAAUCUACAGAAAUGGCUAGAGGAGGUUUUAAGUAAAGAUGGAACUUCCUCAAGGUCCAAGUUCGAAGACUUUGAUCCUGAGAAGUUUGUGGGCUCGACGCAGAUUCCAAUUUUAGUCAUUGGUACGAAACUUGAUUUGAUCUCGGAAUCCAGUUUUGUAAAAUCCAACAUACACAGACGUUCAGCGACCAUCGCGGAGGAAUGUGGUGCCGAUGAAAUAUUUUUGGAUUGCCAUCAGAUAAGAUCGUUAGCAGCGGGUUCCAGUUCGUCUGUGAAGCUCAGUAGAUUUUUCGAUAAAGUGAUCGAAAGACGUUACUAUUCCUCCAAAGAAGCAAUUAGUCCUGAUAAGCGAAGGCCGCCACUAUAUACUUCUUCGAUCUAUCCAAAGUUUUAUCAUAACGACUGAGUGCCAAGAGUACUGUAUCAAGAGAUCUCAAUUUUAUUUCUUGUUACACAGAAUAAUCGUUCUUGUGACACGACGCGUUAUAGGAUUACGCGGAUUAAGUAUUGCAAGGUUAUCGAUCUCGCAUUUCUUAUCCACAUUCCUAAUCUUCCCAUGGAAGUAUCUCGUCAGAUAUGCUCAAAAGAAAGAGAAA
Cyphomyrmex costatus is the source of this 901-nucleotide messenger RNA. Its product is annotated as rab-like protein 3. The transcript is spliced from 6 exons. The record is from RefSeq and is a predicted model, not a curated record. Bases 1 to 711 code for a protein of 236 amino acids. Gene Ontology annotation, molecular function: GTPase activity; GTP binding. Lineage: Eukaryota; Metazoa; Arthropoda; Insecta; Hymenoptera; Formicidae.